AUGAACAGCCAGAACCUUGGCCCAGCAGGAUACGAUAGAGACCGCGAAAUGGACGACCGACACCGGGCUUUGCAGCAACGCGAGGAGAUGGCCCGUCGAGAUCAAGAGCGAGAACGAGAACGUGAGCGCGAUCGUGAGCGCGACCGGGACCGAGAGUCCAACGAACGAUACCAAUCAACACCUCACCAUAGCAGCGCUGGUUCUAUCCCCAUCCACCAGCCUGUCGCGUCGCGGAUUUCCGGAGCAAUUCACAGCCCUGGAGGACUGCUCGCGAACCAUAACGGAAACCCUCAGAUUCCCCUCGGCACCCCAUCGGGUGGUCCCUUGGCCGCCUUCGGAGGGCCAUUACAAAACGAACACAAUCGACCGGUGCAGCACGGUGGACCAAACAACGGCAACACCCAACCGCAAAUGUUUGCUCCGAUGCCGCACGCGGCUGGACCGCCAGCUUCGACGCAGGCCGCUGUUAAUAGUGGUAUUGCAGCUGUCUUUGGCGGUCCUCUCCCGCAACAGCCCCAGGAGGGCCAGCGAGGGGCCCAGCAGGGCGCGCCAUUCAACCCAGGAGCUACAUCCGCAGCUCAUCAGCUUCCCGGGGGCAUUACCCAGGGUCAGCAACCUAUUCUUAAUCAGAUCCGUUUGCUUAACAUGGAAGCCUACAACCUUCUCGCGAACCUCCCGGCAGAACCAGGAACCCUCGUCGGCGUUUUCAACCACGGGGGAGAGGGCCUGAUGCUCCUUCAUGGCGACGACGGCUUGUUGGCAUCAUUUCCGUUUGUCAAUGAUGCCCUUACCUACCUCGACCAGGUCAAAGUCCAGUUCCACGAUCAACCGGAUGUUUAUAACCGCUUUCUCGAUAUUAUGAAGGAUUUCAAGAGUCAGGCUAUCGACACUCCAGGUGUUAUUAACAGAGUCUCGGAACUUUUCGCUGGACACCCAAAUCUUAUUCAAGGAUUCAACACUUUCUUACCUCCCGGAUAUCGUAUCGAGUGCGGCGCUGGUAACGACCCGAAUACAAUCCGAGUUACUACACCAAUGGGCACCACAGUCCAGUCCAUCCGCGGAAACCAGGGUGACGGCCAUGGACCUGCAGUUAACCAGCCUCUGUUUCCUGAACGAGGUGGUCAGUGGCAACCGCAACAACAGCAGCAGAGGCCUCAACAUAGCAUCGAGAGCCCAGAAACACAAUUCAGCACUCCAGUGCAGAAUGGCGCGAGUCUCUUUGUUCAGGCUGCAGCCCAUAAUGCCGCCUUUAACGAGAGCAACAAUCAAGGUCAACGACGGGCUUUGCCUCAAGGUAGCGCGGCUCCUGGUGAAGGUCCUAACGCUCGCCAUGCAUUAACACCCACUCCAGGACAAGCUGGAGUGAACGGCAAUGCGGCCAACCAGGCAAACAUGGAACGCCGGGGACCAGUUGAAUUCAACCAUGCGAUCAGCUACGUAAACAAGAUCAAGAACCGCUUCCAGGACAAGCCUGAGAUCUACAAACAAUUUCUUGAGAUCCUCCAAACAUACCAGCGCGAACAAAAGCCUAUUCAGGACGUAUACGCGCAGGUCACUACUCUUUUCAACUCCGCUCCUGACCUGCUUGAAGACUUUAAGCAAUUCCUACCAGAAUCCGCUGGUCAGGCUAAGCAGACUCCUAACCGAAUGGAAGACGGACCCCCAACCGGUCCUAAUCAGACACCUCAACCUGCUAUGAGAGAUGGGCAGAAGAUGCCUCCACUCGGUAGCUUUGCGCCACCUGCCAGUGCUACAAAGGAUAACAAAAAGCGCCCACGAGCAGACAAACAGGCUGCUCAGCCUGCAACUAUCCUUGCGGAGGCGACUGCGGCUGCGCGCAUCGCACCUCCUGCAGUGAACGGUAACAAGAGACCUAAACUCAAUCAUGCGAGACUAGGUGGUGACAACUUUGCAGUCGAACCGACAUUGACCCCUGUCAUGCCGGAGCCUUAUCCCGCCAGGACCUCUUCGACAUCGAAUCAAGAGGAGAUUGCCUUUUUCGAGAGAGUUAAGAAGUACCUCAGUAAUAGGUCUUCCAUGAACGAGUUUCUGAAACUCUGCAAUCUCUUCAGCCAGAACAUCAUCGAUCGUAAUACGUUGUUUCACAAGGGUGCACUAUUUAUUAGUGCAAACCCUGACCUGAUGACCUUCUGGAAGAGCUUUGUAGGUGUCGAAACUCAAGAUGUCAUUAUCGAUAACCGUCCUGCGCCCCCUACAGACAAGGUGUCCCUCAGCAACUGCCGUGGGUACGGGCCUAGUUAUCGAUUACUUCCGAAGCGAGAACGUCUUAAGCCUUGCAGUGGCCGCGACGAGCUGUGCAACUCUGUCCUCAACGACGAGUGGGCCUCACACCCUACUUGGGCAUCUGAGGACAGUGGGUUUGUUGCUCAUAGAAAGAAUCAGUUUGAAGAGGGUCUGCAUCGCAUUGAGGAAGAGCGCCAUGACUAUGAUUUCAAUAUCGAGGCUAAUCUCAAGUGCAUCCAGCUUUUGGAGCCCAUUGCACAGCAGAUGCUCGCAAUGACUGGUCAAGAAAGAGAAACCUUCCAUAUGCCUGCUGCCCUCGCCGGCCAAAGCACAUCCAUCUUCAAGCGUAUAUGCAAAAAGAUAUACGGCGAACGGGGUAUCGAUGUCGUCAACGACAUGUUUACUCACCCUUUCGACGUCGUGCCUGUUUUGUUGGCCCGUAUGAAGCAGAAGGAUGAGGAAUGGCGAUUCUCUCAACGCGAGUGGGAGAAGGUCUGGCACGCUCAGACUGAGAACAUGCACCUCAAGAGUCUGGACCACAUGGGCAUUCUUGUGAAGCAGAACGACAAGAGACAUCUGACUGCAAAGCAUCUUGUCGAUGUUAUCAAGACAAAGCACGAGGAGCAGCGCCGUGAACGAUCAUUGAAGGGCGGAAUCCCUCGUCAUCAGUUCAGCUGGGACUUUAGUGACAAGGAUACCAUCAUUGAUCUUCUACGUCUGAUGAUGCUGUACAGCUUGCACAACGGCCAGCACAGCAGCCAAGAGAAGGAACGCAUCCUUGAGUUCUUUGAGUCUUUUAUUCCCAUGUUCUUCGACAUACCGGAGGAGAGCAUUCAGGAUAAGCUCCCGAAGAUGCAGCCAGACUCUGGCGAGGAAGAGGCUGAAGACCACACACCUGCGGAACUUACCAAUGGUCGAAGUCGACGUAACGGCCGGAAAGGAGAUCUUCUUAGAGGGGUUCUUGAUCCUGGCCGCAACGGCAGCAAACCUCGCGGAAACAAGGAGGACAGUGGUUCUGGAAGCAAGGAAACCACUCCCGAUCUCACCUCUGCGAAUGAAGAGGAGAUGCCUGAUGCCUCCGAAGACGUCGCCAACACUGAGAUUUCUAAUGUCCGCUGGAUGCCUAACGUUCCUAAGCCAGUGGUCGUUGGCGAUAGCGACCCUAUCUUGAGUAUGGACGGCGAACUGAAAGCUGACGGAUUCUUUACUCGGCCCUGGUACAACUUCUUCUGCAACCAGACCUUGUUUGUCUUUUUCAGCAUCUUCCAAACUCUUUAUAGGCGUCUUCAAGAUCUCAAGGAGGCUAAGGAUGUAGUAGCCAAAGAGGUUGACCGUCUCAACAAACAGAAGCCUGCCCGGGACAUUGGUUUCACUGAGAACCACAUGAAGUUCUUCGACACCAACGAAGACCCCGACAACUACUGGCCAAAGACUCUUGAGCUCAUUGAGGAGUACAUCUCAGGCGACGUGGAUGAGAGCCGCUACCAGGAUGUGAUGCGUCACUACUAUCUUAAGACUGGAUGGAAAGUCUACACGAUCCAGGACCUCCUGAAGACUCUCUGCCGUCUCGCUCUCACAUGCAGCAGCACUGAUGCCAAGGAGAAGACCCCUGACCUGAUUGCUCAGUACCAGGCCAGCCGCGAACGAGAGGAGACAAGCUACCAGACUGAAAUCAGUGCGCGUAAGUUCGCAGAGAAGUGUGUGAAGGACGGAGAUGUCUUUGUGAUAUGCUGGCUGCCUGCCAAGUCUGAGGCGACUGUGCGAUGGCUCCAAAGGGAGGAGACAACAUUCUACAUGGACGAAAUGCAACUUCGCGAGCGUUGGCAAUACUACAUCUCGUCCUACAUCCGCGUCGAACCCACUGAGGGAGUUCAAAGAUCAAAACUCCAGAAGGUGGUGCUGUCCCGCAACCUACCAACAACAGACACCGAUAAUGACGAUGAUUCCAUACCCAAGCCUCUGUCGUACAAGGAGGACCUGACAAUCAGCAUCUGCCUGAAGAGUUCCAAGAUGGUCUGGGCUCCUGGUACUUCGGACUACGUUGUUUACGACCAGGCUCCCAAAUCGGCUGAACAGCGUGAGCGUCGUGAGAAGUUCACUCGCGCUCUGAGCGCACACCGAGAGAAUAAGCUUCUCGAGAAGUGGGUGCAUAACCCAGCCUGGACCAAGGAUCUCAGUCCAGAGGAGGUUCAGGAACAAAACAAGAACUUCCGCAAGUGGAUGGACGAUGGCGUCGUUCCGCCCAGCGCUACCGAAGAUGAGCAGCAGCAGGAGCCGGAAAAGGAGCCAGAACAGGAGUGCAGCCCAGAUACUGUGAUCACGCAAGUUGAAACGCCUAUCGUGAAACUCAAUGGUCAAGGACCACGGAAGAGGUCUGCAGACCAGCCAAUCGCUGUUCCGCCAAAGAGGACUCGAUGCAGCCCCCGUCUUGCCAAGUGA
Molecule: messenger RNA, 4683 nt
Organism: Fusarium graminearum PH-1
Lineage: Eukaryota; Fungi; Ascomycota; Sordariomycetes; Hypocreales; Nectriaceae
Exons: 7
Coding region: 1-4683 (1560 amino acids)
Biological process (GO): negative regulation of transcription by RNA polymerase II
Cellular component (GO): chromatin; Sin3-type complex
Molecular function (GO): transcription corepressor activity
Source: RefSeq, a predicted model, not a curated record